GAUGUCAUGAUUUGGAGAAGUCUGCUUCAGAACGUUCCGGAUCUCAGUGACAACGCGGCCUUGUUGCAGGCUAAAAAGAAAUUCCACUGGGAGCGGAAGGUGUCUCAUUCAUUUGUGGUGGAUGUUCUAGCACAGGCACUACAUGAGUUAUUUGCAUCAAAAGAUGAUUCAAUAUUACUGUAUAUCUUCGAAGAGCCUGCUUGUGUUAUUUUCAGCUGGGAGGGGAGUGUGUCUCGGGGCCAGUUGGACUGCUGUCUGUGCUGAACCCCCGCCCCUUGACACUGAUUGGUCAC
Messenger RNA from Pimephales promelas (fathead minnow), 293 nucleotides. The record is from RefSeq and is a predicted model, not a curated record. NCBI's taxonomy places the organism in Eukaryota, Metazoa, Chordata, Actinopteri, Cypriniformes, Leuciscidae.